Messenger RNA from Odontomachus brunneus, 2709 nucleotides. Its product is annotated as protein crossbronx homolog. Lineage: Eukaryota; Metazoa; Arthropoda; Insecta; Hymenoptera; Formicidae. The transcript is spliced from 9 exons. The record is from RefSeq and is a predicted model, not a curated record. Bases 332 to 1138 code for a protein of 268 amino acids.
CGUACCGUGGUCAAUCGGGACGCUCCCGUUGCAAAGCAGUUUUCUCUGCUGAACGCAACCAUUGUUUGAAAAUGAAAAAAUUGAUAUCGCCGUUCAGUCCUAAAAUUGGAUUUUUACUUAUUGUAUCAUUUCUUUUUAACCUCACAAGCCAAGACGAAGUUCUGUCCAAAGUUCAAACUCCAUUUAGCUAAGACUAACCUAUUAAAUGUAACUCAUCAAUAGAUAUGUCAAUCAGAAUUAUAUAGCUCAAAUGACACUAUUUGAUAUCUGUCGAAAGUUAUAUGUGAUAUAAGAAGAUAUUAACAGAUUUUUGCUUUCAAAAAAAUUUGUCAUGUCAGGGAUCAAGGGUGAGGAUAGUACAGAUGAUAACUUGAAAAGACAAGGUUCAUUCAGGAAACUUGUACCUCUAAGUAAUAAUGGAGAUUCUCCACUGAGUAUGUCUGUAAGAAUGAUAGAUAGGCCAAUCGUUUCGCAAACCAACAAACAACAUGCUAUUUUCUUACAAGAAUACAAUAUUCUUUCAGAAUACAAAAUGUUAUGCUCCCAAGACUUAAAGGGAAUUUAUGUAAUACCAUCUGCUUUAAAUUCUUUCUUUUGGUUUGGUGUACAGUUCAUUCGGCAAGGAAUCUACAAAGGCGGAGUAUUUAGAUUCAACAUCACAUUGCCUUCGAAUUUUCCACUUGGAGAUUGCCCUAAAGUUGUAUUUGAAACUCAAGUCUUCCAUCCGUUAAUAAAUCCUGAAAAUGGUGAAUUAUGCACAUCAUGGGGAUUUCCUGAAUGGAGAAGAAAUAACAGGAUAUGGCAAUUACUACAAUAUAUUACAAAAAUAUUUGUUAAUUUGGACACGAAGAUGACACCAAUAAAUCAGGAAGCAUCUACUUUACAAGAAAAAUAUUUCGAGACUUUCCGAGAACGUGUAAGAAUGUGCGUAAGAGAAAGUGUAAAUAAGGUAUUUAAUCCACCUAGCAUGGAUGAUCCGCAUUAUAUUACAUUCAGUCCAUAUGAGAGCGAACUGCACGAUCCUAUUAGACGAGAAAUUUAUGAACCAAAACAAAAUGAACAAGAAAAUAGACCACUAGGUUUAUCGUGGGUACAGCCUGGCUCUCUUCAGCCUUUUUCAAAACCAGAGACAAAUUAGAAAGAUGAAUUCUGUUUGAAAGUCACAGAAAGACUGAGGAGCUUGGAAUCGGACUCAAGAAGUAUCGUGGAUUAGGUUUGGGCAUACAAGUAAGGUGUAACAUGACAAUUAAAUAUCAGUCAGAGAAUUUCUGUUAGGAAACAAACCUUUUAAUUGAUACAAUUAUUUACAAAUGUUUUUAAUAUUUAAAGUUUAAAUGUUUGAUUUGUUAUGUUAAUUGUUUAAUUGUUCCGUGUGAUAAAUGUUUUUUUAAUUAAUGAAUUGAUUAAUUUCUGGUUGAUGUGAAUUGAAUGAGCGUUGUCUUUUUAAUCUAAGACUGAACUGAACUGUGGGCAGUCGCACCCGUUUUAUAGGCAGGUGGUGAGAUAUCCCCGCGCAAGUUCUCACCACCUUUUAGUAGAAGGGGAAAGAUGCUUUUCACGACAUGUGAGCAAUAAUCAAUGAUUAUAUUUUGAUACCUUAUUAUCAAUCCAUUGUUCAUUGAGCACCCAGAGAAUUUAUCGCAUUCCUGGUAGUAACAGGAGGUGCGCUUGAUCGAAUUGAAGAGAAGUUACGUCGGACGUAACAAUUUUGAAAUCUUGAAGAAGAAAGUUGAUUAUGUGUUAAACUUUGUAAUUUUAUUAUAUUAUUUAAUUAUAUAUUAUUUUAUUAUAUUAUUACGUGCAUGUAAAUUUAUGUCAUAAAUAUAUAAAAUAACAUUAUUAGAGAAACAUCGAACAAAAUGUUUCCAAAUUCUAAAACUAAGAACGUCUAAAGAUUGUACAAAAGCAGUUUUUUUUGGUAUUGUUAAAAUAUUUAUUUAUUUAUCUACUGGUACAAAUUCUUUUAAUUGUUCCGGACAAGGUCUUGUCCAUGAAUCAAGCAACAGUAUACUUUUUUCUCCAGUAUUUCGUAAAUAGAUUUCUUCAAAUCAGUUUUUGAAAUGUUGACUUGUAAGUUUUCCGGAUUUUGAAACCGCAAUGUGAACAUUAACAAGUUUAAAAAGAGAUUUUGUUACUCGUGGCCAAAAUUGUCCGCUAGAUUCUUUUAAUACUAUAUACAGAAGUGAAAGAAGAUGUCCAUCUGCAAAUAUAAUGGGCAUAAUGGUAUAGCUAUUACUCAUAGAAGAUAAAGAUUGAAUAGUAAAUUCAACUUUUUUUACUCCUACAUUAGUUAAUGUUCUGCCAAAAUGUAUUUUUAAAUUAAAACCACUUUCAUCUGCAUUAUAAAUUGAUCCUGCACCGAUUUCAUCUAUAUAUGAUUUAACUUGUCUUACAAAUUCUUCUGCAUUUUGACGUAUUGUUACAUCAAUUGUAUGAGAAGAUCGAGUUUUAAAAGUUGUUAUUUUACGUGAUAUAAUGUGAUGUGCUUUUUUAAAAUUCCAUAUCCACUAAUUUCCUGCUCUAAAUAAAGGAAGGUUUAUUUGCUCCUUUGCUUGCAAUAUCCAUUUUUGCAAAUCUAUGCCAGGAAUGAUAGAUCCUCUAGCAAGAGCUUUUUGAAAUUGCAUUAGUACAUAUUUGGCAAUAAAUAUAAUAUCAAUAUAAGUAAAUAUAAGUUUGUAACGGCCUUGCGUUACGUGCGGGAUAGUCUUA